Naegleria fowleri is the source of this 1860-nucleotide messenger RNA. RefSeq lists its product as uncharacterized. Bases 1 to 1860 code for a protein of 619 amino acids. The transcript has a single exon. The record is from RefSeq and is a predicted model, not a curated record. NCBI's taxonomy places the organism in Eukaryota, Heterolobosea, Eutetramitea, Acrasida, Naegleriidae.
AUGUCGAUCACACGAGAAUCACAUUUUCCUCUUCUUCGACACGUAUUUGAGAGUAUUCAUUCAUAUUAUUUAGAGAAGGAGGACAACAACAAUCAACAAUUUUCACAACAACAACAUGAAAGAGAUGAUGUCAAAUGGAUCCAAAAUCAUCAAUUAAUCUCAUCAUUAUUAUUGAAGAAAAGUAGAGAAAAGAAUUCGACAACCGUCGGAGUUGUAAACCUUCUGAAGAAGAAGAACAGAAAGAAAUCAAUGACCUCCUCCUCCUCCUCCUCAACAUCAUCUCUCUCUCUUCUUGCUCACUACGAUGAAUAUAAAAGACUUGAUCGAUUAAUCUUUCAACAAGUCUUUUAUGAAAAUUUAAAAUUUAAAAAUCAAGUGAUUUAUAAACCUUUAUUGGAAUCUCUCCAUCAAUUAAUGAAUUAUUUAAAUUAUUAUUUAAAUCAUGAUGAAAAUAGAUCUUCAAAUAUUCCCAUUGAGGAUAGGAAACGAACAUGUAUUGAAGAAUAUCAAUCAGUUGUGAUCCAUCGUUAUGGAAAUAUUUAUAAAAUCUCAACCAUGAUCGAAAAUGUUGAAUCUUUGGAAUGUCUCUCAGAUUUAACAGUUUACAACAAGAUGAUGAUCAAUAAUAGACAAAUAUUAGACUCAAAGUCAUCAUCACAUAUUCCUUCAUCAUCAUUUGAAGAACAUCGAAUGGAUGACAUUUUACAAGUAUUAGAAUAUCAUCAAUGUGUUUUCAAUGAACCAAUUAUUCUCUAUAAUGAUUCACAAUUAUACAAAUAUUUAAAUCUAUGCAUUCAUUAUGGAAAUUUAUAUGAAAAUGUAAAAUAUAUUCAACAAUCAACAACAUCUCCAAGUGAUUCAGUUGUUGUAAAUAUUCCACACAAAAUUAUUCAUUUCGUAUUAUGUCGACACUGUAAAACUGUUUACAAUAAUUUUCAAAGAUACAAAUUUGUAAAAAUUCGAAUUCUCAAUUCCUACAUUUCCUAUUUGGAAAAGUAUUCCACCUCCAACAAACAUGAAACCUUCUUUAAACUUGCUCUAAAUUCUUACAUUCAAUACAUGAUGGAUUGUAGAGCACAUUUCAUCAAAUAUGGACAUUUGAAAACAAUGAAUCAACGAUUUCAAAAAGUCAUUCCAAAAUUGAUCAAACAUGUAUUAACAAUGAAUACUCACAAUUUUAAAGAGUGUCAGAAGGACGAUCUGAAUAUGCAAACUCUAAGGAUUGAUUACCUCACAUUGAUGCAAAACAUUUCACUACAUGAACAACAACAGGACCACUCACAAGAGAUUGAUGAACACUACUCUUCACAACAAGAAUAUAAUUCACGUGAACACUGGAAAUUUCAUAGUUUUCUCACAAAUCAACAACAACAACAUACCAAUGAACUUGUUGCUUCUCCAAUGCAAAUUCACAAGUUCAUUGAAACUAAUUCUACAUUCUAUCUCACCACGGAUUGGAGUAGCCUAUUUGAAACCUAUGGGUUUAUGGAACUUGAAUCUCAUCAUGGCAUUCAAAUUUCAAAGCUCUAUGAAUAUUUAAUAUACAAAUAUGGAUAUUACAAUAAUGAUUGGAUCUUGGAAAAGUACAAUGAAAUGAUUCAUGAACAAUUAAUCCCAUACAUUCGCAACAGAAUUCAGAACACCAUUCUCUCUUCACACAUGAAUGUAUUCACUCGUGAAUUUCCCUAUUUGUCCUUACUCUUACGUGGAGCAUUUCCUCAUCAUUUUGAUGAGAAGAAGGUUUUUGAAAUUUCUUUACAGGAUCCACAAUACAAAGAACAUUUGAACACUCUGAAACAAUACAUUCUUCGCAAAACAAAUGAACAUGAAUCAGGUCAAGCAAUUCGAGAAGAAGAAUGA